AUGACCGACAACAAAGAACUAGUAAAAGGAGUCUUGGACUUGGAUCCUUGGUUAGAACCAUUCCAGGAAUCACUCAUCAAAAGACAAGUUCAAUUACGCGAAUGGGUCGACAAGUUGGAAUCACACGAAGGUUCAUUGAUGAAGUUUGCCGACUCGUACCACAAGUACGGGUUGAACCCCACUGCAACUGGAGGAGCUGAAAUCUUGGAAUACAUCCCCGACAUUGAAGAAGCGAGUCUCGUGGGCGAAUUCAACAACUGGAACACGCAAUCGCACAAGUUGAACAAGCUCAACGAUUUCGGGCUCUGGGGGUUGAAACUCGAUGAGCCGGGCAUCAUCCCCCAUGACUCCACUUACAAAAUCGCCAUGAAGACCGCCCUGGGCGAGUGGCUCUAUAGAUUAGACCCCUGGUGCAAGAGAGCCACCUACAACAAGCUGACCAAUUUAUACGAGGGCCGAUUCUGGAAUCCGCCCAAGCUGGAAAUCUACCACUUCAAGAACAAGAAACCGAGAUUAUCGCAGGGUAUCAAAGUCUACGAAGCCCACGUUGGUAUAUCGACCCCGGAGCCCAAGGUUGGCACCUACAAGAACUUCACCGAGAAGAUCUUGCCCAAGAUUGCCGAGUUGGGCUACAACACCAUCCAAUUGAUGGCAAUCAUGGAGCACGCGUACUACGCGUCGUUUGGCUACCAGAUCACCAGUUUCUUUGCCAUCAGCUCGAGAUACGGCACCCCGGAGGAGUUGAAGGAGUUGAUUGACGUGGCGCACGGCUAUGGCAUCCGCGUGCUCUUGGACGUGGUGCACUCGCACAGCUCGAAAAACGUUGAAGACGGAUUGAACAUGUUUAACGGCACCGACCACUACUUGUUCCACGGCGGCGGCAGAGGCCAGCACGACUUGUGGGACUCGAGAUUGUUCAAUUAUACCAGCUAUGAAACUUUACGAUUCUUGUUAUCAAAUUUGAAAUUUUUCAUUGACGUUUACGGGUUUGACGGUUUUAGAUUCGAUGGCGUUACGUCCAUGUUGUAUAAACACCACGGGUUGAGCUUUGGCUUUAGUGGUGACUACAAUGAGUAUUUCAACGAGGACUGGGUCGACAAUGAAGCCAUUGUCUACCUCAUGUUGGCCCACAAGUUGAUGGACGAAAUGAGCCAAGCUGACAAUAUCGAAAUCACCUCCAUCGCCGAGGACGUGUCAGGCAUGCCCACCUUGUGUCGUCCCAUUGCCGAAGGCGGUAUCGGCUUUGACUAUCGAUUAUCGAUGGCUAUACCCGACAUGUGGAUCAAGAUUUUGAAGCAUUUGCAAGACGAGCAAUGGGACUUGGCCAAUAUCGUGCACACGUUAACCAACCGUCGUCAUGGCGAGAAAUGUAUCGCUUAUUGCGAAUCGCACGAUCAAGCGUUGGUGGGCGACAAGACGAUUGCCUUUUGGCUCAUGGACAAGGAGAUGUACACCCACAUGUCCAAAUUGGCCGACUUGACCCCCAUUGUAGACCGAGGCUUGGCCUUGCACAAAAUGAUCCGAUUGCUCACUUUUGCCUUGGGAGGCGAGGGAUACUUGAAUUUCGAAGGUAACGAGUUUGGCCACCCUGAAUGGCUCGAUUUCCCGCGUGUUGGCAAUGGCGAAUCUUAUCAUUACGCCAGAAGACAAUUCAACUUGAUCGAUGACGACUUGUUGCGAUACAGGUUUCUCUUUGACUUUGAUGCCGCCAUGCAGCAUUUGGACGUGUUGGACUCGCCCCAAGCGUACGUCUCCUUGAAGCACGAGCUGGACAAGGUGAUAGUGUUUGAAAGAAAUGGCCUCUUGUUCAUCUUCAAUUUCAACCCCACGCAAUCGUUUGCCGACUACAAAGUCGGUGUUGAAGUUCCCGGAACGUACCAAAUCAUCUUGAAUUCCGACGAUGCCAAAUUCGGCGGCCACGGCAGAAUCCAUGAGUUGGACGACAAGGGUCAGAAACAGAAAUUCUUCACCAACAAUGACGCUUGGAACCAUCGUGCUAACUCGUUGUUUGUAUAUAUACCUACUAGAACAGCUAUAGUAUUAAAGAAGGUAGACUAG
Molecule: messenger RNA, 2058 nt
Organism: Lodderomyces beijingensis
Lineage: Eukaryota; Fungi; Ascomycota; Pichiomycetes; Serinales; Debaryomycetaceae
Source: the annotation of a GenBank genome assembly